GUAGUUGUAGUUCAUGGCAAUGAAUGUGUAUUUCCUCGUCAGUCUCCGUGUUUGUUCGGUGUGCAGCAGUUUAGUGUCUAGUAAAGCUGUCAUGUGACUUAUAAUGAUGAGUAAAGUGUGUGCUGUGUUCGGAGGAUCCAGGGGGAUAGGGAAAGCGGUUGCAAGGUUACUGGUACAAAAGGACUAUAAAGUGGCGAUUAUCUCCAGAAAUUUGGAAGUAGCAAAAGCCGCAGCAGAAGAGGUUGGCGCCCCCCUGGCUCUUAGCUGUGACAUCGCCAAAGAAGAAGAGGUUCAGAGCACAUUUAAGGAGAUUGUGAAACACGUGGGUCCUGUUAAGUAUCUUGUUAACGCUGCAGGUAUUAAUAGAGAUGGGCUGUUGCUGAGGAGCACAUGUGAGGACGUCCUGUCUCAGAUCACCGUUAAUCUCAUAGGGCCAAUCCAGACAUGUAAAGUGGCCAUCAGAGGAAUGGUCCAGCAACAGGGAGGAGCCAUUGUCAACAUAGGCAGUGUUGUUGGACACAAAGGGAAUUCUGGCCAGAGCAUUUAUAGUGCCAGCAAGGAAGGAUUGGUGGGUUUCUCCAAGUCUCUUGCUAAAGAAGUUGCCAGGAAGAACAUUCGAGUCAAUGUGGUUGCACCAGGAUUCAUUUGCACGGAUAUGACAUCACACCUGCAGGAAGAUGGGCUGGCCAAAGGCAUCCCGCUGGGCCGAUUUGGAGAGACAGAAGACGUUGCGCAAACAGUAGCAUUCUUGUUUGAGGCCUCAUACAUCACCGGCCAUGUGUUAGUGGUCGACGGUGGAUUACAGCUACAGUUUUAAGAAGCACCGUCAUUAAUCCGUAUAUGACAAAAAUGGAAAUAAUCCUCAUAGCGACUAUGGAUUCUUUCCCCACAUGGUUAAUGUGGUCCUUAAUUUCACAUACAAAGUGACAUCACGUGCUGUCUCUGCCGCAUGUGUGAACUGCCUAAUGUCCUUCAAUGAUUGGUAUAAGAAAGGAAUAAUGUAUUACUAUAUUUCAAAUUAUAAUAUAUGUGUGGCUAUUCGAUGGAA
Spea bombifrons (plains spadefoot toad) is the source of this 1048-nucleotide messenger RNA. RefSeq names its product carbonyl reductase 4 (gene CBR4). Gene Ontology annotation, biological process: fatty acid biosynthetic process. NCBI's taxonomy places the organism in Eukaryota, Metazoa, Chordata, Amphibia, Anura, Pelobatidae. Bases 104 to 817 code for a protein of 237 amino acids. Gene Ontology annotation, molecular function: quinone binding; oxidoreductase activity, acting on the CH-OH group of donors, NAD or NADP as acceptor. The record is from RefSeq and is a predicted model, not a curated record. The transcript is spliced from 6 exons.